Messenger RNA from Epinephelus lanceolatus (giant grouper), 1317 nucleotides. Lineage: Eukaryota; Metazoa; Chordata; Actinopteri; Perciformes; Serranidae. The record is from RefSeq and is a predicted model, not a curated record.
UUCCUGCUCCUCUCAGAGGCUCCUCUGGAUCAGAUGAAGGUGGAGGGCUUGCAGGAGUACGGGGAGUCCGUGUCUUCAGCAGACCGGACCACCACUGACGCUGCCACCGCUGCUGCAGGUGCAGUCCGUAUGGGCGGGGCUCUGUGCAGCCCCGGCUCGGCUGAACGCUGCAUGUCACGGCUGCUGAGCGCGGUGGAGAGCGAGCUGCAGGCCGGCCGGGAGAAGGGUGAUCCCACGGAGCGCGAGCUGAGGGUGGUGCUGGAGGAUGCCGAGCUGUGGAGGAAGUUUCAGCACAUCACCAACGAGAUGAUCGUCACCAAGAAUGGACGGCGGAUGUUCCCGGUCCUGAAGGUCAGCGUCUCCGGUCUGGACCCCAGCUCCAUGUACUCCUUCCUGUUGGACUUUGUGCCGGCUGACGGCUGCCGCUGGAAGUUUGUGAAUGGAGAGUGGGUGGCGGCAGGGCGGGCGGAGGGCCGCAGCGAGGGUCGGGGACAUGGCGGCAUCUACAUCCACCCCGACUCGCCAAACUUCGGAGCUCACUGGAUGAAGGCGGCCGUGACCUUCAACAAGGUCAAACUCACUAACAAGGUCAACGGAGGAGGACAGAUCAUGUUGAACUCUCUCCAUAAGUACGAGCCACAGCUCCACAUCGUGUGUGUCGGCUCACGUCAUCGUCUCGUCUCCAAUGUGUCCUUCAAGGAGACGCAGUUCAUUGCCGUCACCGCCUACCAGAACGAAGAGAUCACGGCUCUGAAGAUCAAAUACAACCCGUUCGCUAAGGCCUUCCUGGACGCCAAAGAGAGGAACUCGGGUGGACGGAGCUUAGCAGAGUCAUCAGAGAGUCGUGUCGGGAUUCAGCAAUGUGAGUCUGAACAUAUCACGGCUCUGAAGAUCAAAUACAACCCGUUCGCUAAGGCCUUCCUGGACGCCAAAGAGAGGAACUCGGGUGGACGGAGCUUAGCAGAGUCAUCAGAGAGUCGUGUCGGGAUUCAGCAAUUGUGUCUGUCUGAAGGAGUGUUAUCAGACGGAUGGAGCAGCUCCUCCCCUCGUCCCCCCUCCUCCUCCUCUUCCUCCCUGUCCUCUCCCCCCUCCCUCCCCUUGACUAGCAGCGCUCCUUCCUCACAGCCUCCUCCUCCUCCUCAUAACUCCAGUCAGUAUCCCUGUCUGUGGACCGUCGGAUGCACUGAGCUAAGCCCUGCCCACUCACCUUGCACCACUCUCCACGGACCAAUCAGCAGCGACAGCCUGAUACAGCCACCCAGUCACGGUCGAGUGGGCGGUGCCGGAUGGCCACCUGGCCCCACCCACUCCUUCUGA